Messenger RNA from Nelumbo nucifera (sacred lotus), 1118 nucleotides. RefSeq names its product Rhodanese/Cell cycle control phosphatase superfamily protein. Gene Ontology annotation, cellular component: chloroplast. NCBI's taxonomy places the organism in Eukaryota, Viridiplantae, Streptophyta, Magnoliopsida, Proteales, Nelumbonaceae. The record is from RefSeq and is a predicted model, not a curated record.
UAGCAGCUGGAGCCUGGAGCCCUGGAGGAAGAAGGCUGAGAACAAAUAUAGUGGAUAAACGUCGACGAUCGAUCCAGCUGAGUAAAAACUAGCAGCUUGGAGUGAAGUGGGGAAAGAAAAGAAAAGAUAGAAGCUAGUCCAGAGUUAUUACGCUAGCUCCUCUUCUCUCUGUCUGGAACCCUGAAUAAUGGUUCCUGUAAUUUCGUCUAUCUCCCAAUCACCAUCUUCUUGUUGUCUCCCUUCUUCCUUACAUUGCAAUUUCCACGCUUCACCACUCGUCUCCUCAUCAAAACUUAAUACUAGAUCUAUUUGCAUGAGAGUAAGAGAUACUGAUUCUUCCAGCUCGGUCUCUACUCGUACAAUUCGGAGUGCCGCGACAAAACCUCCAAAAUCCCCUGCCGAAGAAGACUGGAAGAUCAAGCGUGAAUAUCUGCUUCAGAAAAGGGUAAGGAGUGUAGAUGUAAAAGAAGCCUUGCGCCUUCAGAAAGAGAACAAGUUUGUCAUCCUUGAUGUGCGCCCUGAGGCAGAAUUUAAAGAGGCUCAUCCUCCAGGUGCCAUAAAUGCACAAAUUUAUAGACUUAUAAAGGAGUGGACAGCGUGGGAUAUUGCUAGGCGUGCUGCAUUUGCAUUCUUUGGCAUCUUUGCUGGCACGGAAGAAAACCCUGAAUUUCUAAAACUCGUGGAGGAAAAAUUAGAUAAAGACUCAAAAAUAAUUGUGGCUUGCUCAUCUGGAGGAACAAUGAAACCAUCACAAAAUCUUCCUGAAGGUCAACAGUCAAGGUCCUUGAUAGCUGCUUAUUUGCUUGUCCUCAAUGGAUAUACCAAUGUUUUCCAUCUAGAAGGUGGGCUUUACUCUUGGUUUAAAGAAGGAUUACCGGCAGAGUCAGAGGCCUGAAGGUGCCUUGAAGAAACUACCCUUCUUCCCCUGCUAGAGCAUCUCCUCAAACGUCAAUCUGUAUUUGGAAGCUAUGAAUAUGUUACGCUUAUUGCAAGUUGUAGUCAUGCUUCAAUGAGUGUUUUUAAUUCAAUUCCAUUCCAAUAUUAGUCAAGAGAAAGAAGUGUGGUUGUACUAAUUGUAAGAGCAUUUAGACUUAGUUUGGGAGUGUUUAUUUCUUUUA